AUGGGCGCCGGCGCCGGCGGGGAUGGCAUCGCCGCCAGCACCGCCACCGCCGCCUCCCCAGCCGCCUUUGACGCAGCUGCCUACGACGCGCAGCGGCUGGCGCUGGGCGGCCAGGCCAUGGGCCGCAUGCGGCAGCUGAGCCAGGCAGAGGGCGCCGCGGCCGCGGCCGCCGCCGCCGCGGCCGCGGCGGGGGAGGAGGCCGCUGCGGCGGCGCCCCCGGGGGCGUGGAAGUGGGAGGUGCGGAAGCGGAUCUGGGAUCUGAUGGAGGAGCAUGACCUGGCAGACUUUCCUCGCCCAGUGCACCACCGCAUCCCCAGCUUCAAGGGAGCCGCCCAGGCCGCCGCCCGCCUGGCGGCGCUGCCCGAAUUUGUGGCGGCGCGGUGCGUGAAGGUCAACCCAGCCGGCAAGACGCUGCUGACGCCGCAGCCGCGCCUGCGCACCGGCUUCUUCUCCACGCUGCACCGGGAUGCCAUCCCGCCCGACGCGCUGCUCCAGGCCUGCACCUCGGCCGGUGUGGCCAAGUACGGGUCACCUCUGUCCCUGGACGGUACCAUACAAGUGGACCUGAUUGUGGUGGGCUCGGUGGCUGUGGACCCGCAGACCGGGUGCCGGCUGGGAAAGGGGGAGGGGUUUGCCGAGCUGGAGUACGGCAUGCUGCGGCGGAUGGGCGCGGUGGACGGCGGCACGCUGGUGGCGACCACGGUGCGGGACGAGCAGGUGGUGCCGCCGGGCGCCAUCCCCGCCGCCGCCAUGCUGCCUCACGACGUGCCGGUGGAUAUCAUCGUCACCCCCACCCAGGUCAUCCGCGUGGCUGCGCCGGCGCUGAGCAAGCCGGCCGGCAUCCUUUGGGACAGGCUCAGCCCGCAGAAGCUGGCCCAGAUCCGCGUGCUGCAGCAGCUGAAGCAGCGCUUAGAGGAGGAGCGGGGCGCCCCGCUGCCCUGCGGGCCCGACGAGGCGCUGCCACCCCUGGCGGCGCGCGGCCGGCGGCGGCCCGCCGGCGGCGGCGGCAGGGGCGGAGGCGGCGGGCGGCAGGGGCGGCGGCGGCGCGGUGGAAGAGGGCAGGCAGCGCCGCCGGUUGUGCAAGAGGGAUAG
Chlorella variabilis is the source of this 1092-nucleotide messenger RNA. RefSeq lists its product as hypothetical. The transcript has 5 exons. NCBI's taxonomy places the organism in Eukaryota, Viridiplantae, Chlorophyta, Trebouxiophyceae, Chlorellales, Chlorellaceae. The record is from RefSeq and is a predicted model, not a curated record. Gene Ontology annotation, cellular component: cytoplasm. Bases 1 to 1092 code for a protein of 363 amino acids.